This is a messenger RNA of Solanum lycopersicum (tomato), 1640 nucleotides long. Its product is annotated as dihydroorotase, mitochondrial. Gene Ontology annotation, biological process: pyrimidine nucleotide biosynthetic process; 'de novo' pyrimidine nucleobase biosynthetic process. Lineage: Eukaryota; Viridiplantae; Streptophyta; Magnoliopsida; Solanales; Solanaceae. Gene Ontology annotation, molecular function: dihydroorotase activity. Gene Ontology annotation, cellular component: cytoplasm; chloroplast. The record is from RefSeq and is a predicted model, not a curated record.
AAUUCGACAACAAAUCAAUAACUUAAAUUAAGAGUUCUCCAACCCUAAUGGAAACUGAAAUUGUUUUUAUUUGAAAAUUUUCUAAUUUUGUUUGUAAUCCAAAUGUGUACUUGCAGUGCCUCCAGUUGCAGCUAGCCGCAAAAUCCAUCGUCUCUUCUUUCAAAGUGGUGCUUCUCUUUCUCUUUCUCUACUUUUUUUUCUUCAAAGCUCAAAGAAAUUUUAUUUACAUUCAAAAUGCUGGCUUCUAAAGGAACAACUUUCUCAGAUUGUAGCGUAAUGAGGACUUUAUUCUCUCCCUGCAAAAUUUCACAUAUACCAGUUGUUAGCUUUGGACACAAAAGAUCGUUAAAAAUCUACAGUGCGAAAAUGGAGCUCUCAAUCACACAACCUGAUGAUUGGCAUCUUCAUCUCCGUGAUGGUGAUGUUCUUAAGGCAGUUGUCUCUCACAGUGCACAUCACUUUGGGAGGGCAAUAGUCAUGCCAAAUUUGAAGCCUCCUAUCACUACCACUGCUGCUGCUGUAGCAUACCGGGAGGCGAUAUUGAAAUCUUUACCUGCUGAUAGUGAUUUCAACCCUCUUAUGACACUUUAUUUGACAGAUACAACCAGUCCUAUGGAAAUCAAACUAGCAAGAGAGAGCCAGGUCGUAUUUGGGGUGAAGUUGUACCCUGCUGGUGCCACGACAAAUUCUCAAGAUGGAGUGACUGAUCUUUUUGGGAAGUGUUUACCAGUUCUACAAGAAAUGGUUGAGCAUAAUAUGCCUUUGCUGGUUCAUGGAGAGGUUACUAAUCCUGAGGUUGACAUGUUUGAUAGAGAAAAGGUAUUCAUUGAAACGGUUCUAAGACCUUUGGUGCAGAAAUUUCCACGAUUGAAGGUCGUGAUGGAGCAUGUCACCACCAUGGAUGCUGUUAAGUUUGUUGAAUCUUGCAGUGAAGGAUUUGUUGCAGCGACUGUCACCCCACAACAUCUUGUUUUAAACAGGAAUUCUCUCUUCCAAGGGGGCUUACAACCGCAUAAUUACUGCCUUCCAGUCCUCAAAAGAGAGAUCCACAGGGAGGCACUUGUGUCAGCUGUAACAAGUGGAAGUAAAAGAUUUUUUCUUGGGACUGAUAGUGCUCCUCAUGAUAGACGAAGAAAAGAAUGUUCUUGUGGAUGUGCUGGUAUUUACAAUGCUCCUGUAGCCUUAUCAGUAUAUGCAAAGGUGUUUGAAAAGGAAAAUGCACUUGACAAGCUCGAAGCAUUUACCAGCUUCAAUGGACCAGACUUUUAUGGGCUUCCGAGGAACAACUCAAAGAUUAAGUUGAGUAAGACACCAUGGAAGGUACCCGAAUCCUUUUCAUAUGCAUCAGGAGAUAUAAUUCCCAUGUUUGCUGGUGAAAUGCUCGACUGGUUGCCGGCUCCUCUCUGAGAAAGGAAAAAAAAAAGAGAUUCCCAUUCUCAUUUGUUGUUCUUGUACUGUAAUACUGUGAUUUAACUAAAGAUAUAGAGUGCAGGUGUGUCAUCUUUCCUUUCAUGUUUUAGAUAUUAUCGCGAUGAUAAUUAUUGAAACAGUAAGUUUUCUAUAUGUGACUGAACUAAAGCUUUAGUUCGACCCAUUAUGAUUGAUUUUAAAUAAAGAUGAGGUUUAGUACAACAAGGUCA